Messenger RNA from Rhododendron vialii, 736 nucleotides. RefSeq lists its product as uncharacterized. The record is from RefSeq and is a predicted model, not a curated record. The transcript is spliced from 5 exons. NCBI's taxonomy places the organism in Eukaryota, Viridiplantae, Streptophyta, Magnoliopsida, Ericales, Ericaceae. The coding region runs from base 207 to 710 and encodes 167 amino acids.
UGCUUAUCCGUAUGGAAUACGCAAGCCGGGUGCAAAUGCUCGAACAAACCCCGGAUGUAAGUAAUCGAGGAUAAGCUUAUCCGGCUUAUCCAGUGUCUUGUACAGCAAACAAACGGGUCAUAGGUUGAGAAGACGGUAGGAUAGAAGUCAACCCGGUCGAGUAGUGUAGGAGUAGUAAUGGGUUUUGUAGGGGGGGUAAAAUUGGCAUGGGGAUCAUGAGAGAGCAGAGAGGCUCUUCGUCUUCGUCGUCGACAUCGCCCUGUGCCCAUCUCAGAAUCGCUUACCACAAUUGCUUCAACAGGUGGUAUUCUGAGAAGUUCGUGAAGGGUAAUUGGGAUAAGCAGGCAUGCACUUCAGAGUGGAAGAAAUACAGAGAUUGUCUCGCACAACAUUUAGAGGAUAAGCAUCUGAGUCGCUUCUUAGAAGCCGAAGGGGUUGGCAAUUUUGCUGAUGAAGCCGAUUCUAAGAGCCCAGAUAGUGUCUCCAAAAAACUAGGCGGCAGGAGAGAGCAAAGAGGCCACCAUACUGCUAGGCAUCUGGAGAAACUGAAGACACAAAAGGAGAAAAGAGAGAAUACAGAGCAGGAUGGUGCUUUUCGAGAUGGAACAGAUUUCCUGUUGCUUCAACUAGAGUCAUUGGAUGUGUUGAGGAUUAUUAUACCGCGGUUUCUUUGUAAUCGUCACAAUUUUGUGACUUUCAAAAAUUUGUAAUCUAAGAUGCAGUGGUGGUGAUUUCA